AUGGUUUCGGCGUGGUUCUUGACUAAGGUCUUGGUGGCUUUUGCGCCACUGACGACGGUUGUUUAUGCGCAGUACAACACCACAACCGAUCUUCCUUUGCUGUUGGAUGCUACGGGAGAUGAGUUGGUUGCUGGCCUUGAGGCUGGAGCUUUCACAAGCUUGGAUCUAGUUCAAGCUUAUGUUGGACGCAUCAUCGAAGUCAACAAGACGCUUCACAUGGUGUUGGAAAUCAACCCGGAUGCUUGGACUAUCGCGAAGGAACUAGAUGAAGAGCGCGCCUGUGGAAAGCUUCGAGGCCCUCUCCAUGGCCUCCCAAUUCUUAUCAAGGAUAACAUCGCAACUGAUGAUGAGAUGAACAACACUGCCGGAUCUUGGUCGCUGAUGGGCGCUAAAGUUCCACGCGAUUCUACGAUCGCUGCCAAACUCAGGGAAGCUGGUGCCAUCAUUCUUGGCAAGACCAACCUCUCCCAGUGGGCCAACUAUCGUUCCUCAAACUCUUCAAAUGGAUGGUCUGCUCGAGGUGGUCAGACGUACGGCGCGUACUAUCCAGGUCAAGACCCCAGUGGCAGUAGCAGUGGUAGUGGUGUCGCAGCCAGUCUUGGACUUGCCUUUGGUACUCUUGGUUCGGAAACAGACGGCUCCAUCAUCUCGCCCAGUCAACUCAACAACGUUGUUGGUAUCAAGCCAACUGUUGGUCUCACAAGUCGAGCUCUGGUCAUUCCUAUUUCUGAGCAUCAAGAUACCGUUGGACCGAUGACUCGCACGGUCAAAGAUGCGGCGUAUAUCCUUCAAGCCAUCUCUGGACCUGACAGUGCCGAUAACUAUACGCUAGCUAUUCCGUGGGCGAGCAACACUACAAAUGUGACCAAGCCUGACUACGUUGCUGCCUGUACCCUGGAUGCUUUGGAAGGAAAGCGUAUCGGAGUACCGCGUAACGCUAUUGGCACGCCCGACAGCUCUUCGGCACCCCUGUAUGCUGCUUUCGAAGCCGCUCUCGACGUUCUUCGCUCUGCUGGCGCAAUCAUUGUCGAUAACACCAACUAUACAGCCUGGGAACAGUAUCUGGAAUCCAACGCUGAAGGUAUCGUUCUCGACGGUGACUUCGUCCCCAACCUAGCGCACUACCUCUCGCAACUUACAUACAACCCCAACGACGUCCAAGAUCUGGAGGACGUUCGCAAUUUCACACAGCACUUUCCUGCCGAGGACUACCCAGACAGAGACACAGCGGAUUUUGACAGCUCAAUUGCCCAAUCGCAGAAUUUCUCCAACACCGACAUCGAGUUCUGGAAUGCUUUGCAACAAGAUUAUUACCUCGGUGGUGAAGGUGGUCUCCUUGGCGCACUCUCAACAUACAACCUCGAUGCUGUCGUCGUUCCCUCGGACUAUGCCUCUGGUAUCUCCGCCAUCAUCGGUGGACCCGUGGUCACCAUCCCACUUGGUGCGCUUCCGUCCAACACGACGGUUGUCACAAACCAGCGAGGUGAUUUGAACGCUACGGCACCGAACAUUCCAUUUGGUAUCUCUUUUGCCGGUGCGCUGUGGAGUGAGGAGAGUUUGAUUGGGUUCGCAUAUGCGUUUGAGCAAAGGACCAUGGUGCGGACGAAGGUUAAGCCGUAUAUCCAGCCGAGUAUCGAGAUUGAGAACGUGAUUGGUAGCUACUAG
This is a messenger RNA of Alternaria arborescens, 1665 nucleotides long. Its product is annotated as putative amidase. Lineage: Eukaryota; Fungi; Ascomycota; Dothideomycetes; Pleosporales; Pleosporaceae. The coding region runs from base 1 to 1665 and encodes 554 amino acids. The transcript has 3 exons. The record is from RefSeq and is a predicted model, not a curated record.